AUGGAGUCUCGAGAGAAGUCAACGGAAUGGGCUCUCCUUUUCCCACUGAAGGCGGGUCUGUUCGCGAUGAAGUCCUCCCUGUCCUCGAGGAGCGUGAACCGAGAGAAAGAACGGGUGGCGAAGAAGAACGAAUUAUUGAAGCCUAGAAUACGUCGUGGAUCCUCGUUGUCGGAUCUGGACAAGCUCCAAAAUAAACCGGAUGUGGCCAGAUCGACGGAGAAAUGCUCCGAGUCCCUUCCACACUCGCCCGCCUUGUCGAGAACGAAUCUUCAGUCGGGGAAUCUGUACGUGAGGGGCAGCAUAGGGGAUCUGAUGAACAUGAAGAAGUACGGGGCGUCCACGUGGAGCGUGAGAAGCGAAAGUUUGAUCGCGAGGGUUGUGCCUCUGAGCACCGUGACCCCGAGGCAGAGCCCGCCUCGAGAGAAAAGCGAGCCGGAGGAUCUCGAGGACGAGAUGCAGGACGACUUUCACGUGUCCGACAAACCUUUGACAUGCGCCCAAAGAACGCAGAGGCUCAGCAAACUCAUCAAGAAGCACAGGCGGAUAAUGGUGUUCAGCCCUAGAAGCGUGAAGCGAGAUCUCUACCUUUUUUUCUGUUCAAAUCCCAUCCAAAAAUCGCGUCGAAAUUGUUGCAUGAGUGAAAUCGUGGAUCGCAG
This is a messenger RNA of Apis laboriosa (Himalayan honeybee), 656 nucleotides long. RefSeq lists its product as uncharacterized. NCBI's taxonomy places the organism in Eukaryota, Metazoa, Arthropoda, Insecta, Hymenoptera, Apidae. The annotation marks the transcript as partial. The transcript is spliced from 2 exons. The record is from RefSeq and is a predicted model, not a curated record.